This is a messenger RNA of Arabis nemorensis, 369 nucleotides long. The record is from the annotation of a GenBank genome assembly. NCBI's taxonomy places the organism in Eukaryota, Viridiplantae, Streptophyta, Magnoliopsida, Brassicales, Brassicaceae.
AUGAACGAUCUCAAAGACGAAGAGAACCCCAGAACACGUGUCGGGAUCGAUUAUGGCUGCGGCGGCAGCAAGAUCGAUGUCUCGACGGCUAAACGAGUCUGCGGAGAAAGCGCGUCGUUUCUCUUAUUCGCCUUCCUGGAGUGCCUAACCUUGUGUGAUGGUGGAAAGUUUAUAUUGAAAGAGAUGGUUUUCUCGAGGGCAGCGUUUGUUCGGAGUUCCUAUCUUGCCUGUGUUGAUACCGAGAAAUCUUCGUUUGCUUUCCUCCAAGCGAUGAGGUUGAAAACGUUCAUCUCAAAUGCUUGUGGUUCAAACUUUACUAAGAUAAUGAGUAGGUUUGAGAAGUUGUGGUAUUUGUUAGAACAGAGAUAG